AUGGUAGGUGAUAUAAUGACCAUGACACAUGAUUGGACACAGAGGGAGAUACAAGAAGGACGACGUCUCGUUCAAUUCUUUCGAGAAGAAGAGGAAGCUCAAGCGAUGAUCCGUUGUAGAUUUCAUCCGAUGGCGACGACAACAACAACAACGAUGGAAAGUGUGCCCACCAUGAUGAUGGUCUCGUGUAUCUAUUGGGAGGAAAAAAAGGACUAUUUUAUCACUUCAGUGGAUUGUAUUCAAUUGAUUGAAUUUCUUUUAAAAAUCAAGUUUAGUAUGGAAGAAAGAAAUCGUGUUCGACGUAAUUUAGAAGGAUUUCGUCCUUACACUGUAAGUAAAGGUGCAGUGGAGAGUGCUCGUUUCUUUCAAAAGAUUAUGGGAUUUCCAAAACCUAAACCACGUAACAUUGAAAAAGAUCUCAAGGUCUUUUCCUGGAAGACUUUACCUUAUGCUUUAAAGAAAAUUGUCAUUAAAUACACCAUGACACUCUGA
Molecule: messenger RNA, 492 nt
Organism: Mucor mucedo
Lineage: Eukaryota; Fungi; Mucoromycota; Mucoromycetes; Mucorales; Mucoraceae
Exons: 1
Coding region: 1-492 (163 amino acids)
Cellular component (GO): nucleus
Source: RefSeq, a predicted model, not a curated record